This is a messenger RNA of Caenorhabditis auriculariae, 1847 nucleotides long. The record is from the annotation of a GenBank genome assembly. NCBI's taxonomy places the organism in Eukaryota, Metazoa, Nematoda, Chromadorea, Rhabditida, Rhabditidae.
AUGUUCCGACUUGUCCUUCUCGUCUCCUUCCUUUCCUCGGCCGCUGCCCAGAGUUGCAGCAUUGACGAUGCUAUUGCUCGUUAGUUCUUGAUGUCCUUAUUCUGCUUGUUCUUCACUUUUCAAGCUGAAUAACGAUUUUCAGCUUGUAUCGCUGGCCUUCCCUGUCCGGGCGGUAGCGUUUGCGAUCUCGCUGGGGAAAACUGCUGCCCAGAGGACGCGCUUCUCAGUAAGUCUACUUAUUCGAGACCUUGUUUGAGCUUCCAAGCCUUUGACACAGAUCCUUUUGAACAUUGGAUCUCCAUCCUCAUAUAGCUGAUUUACGGCUAUCUUGAGCCAUCGAAAAAUGGGUCCUGGCACGAUAGUAAAAUAGAUAGUGCCUGGUUGGACAGCGUCCUAAGUUAGCCGUGAAUCGGCUAUAGUAUCAUUCUUCGCUUUUGUACCGCUUAAGCGGCGCCCCAAGUCGAUAAGUCGAGCUCCUAUCCUGAUAUCAGUAAUGAUCAGCGGACCGGCUCUAGUGACAUAUCCGUCCUUGUGUCGAAGUCGUGGCUUCCCACUGACGUCAUUUCUUAAACCCCUUGUCGAGGUCGAACUUGUGACCCUAUGGACCAUAGACAGGAACACAACAUGUUGCGCUACGGUGCCCCCAUCCUGAUAACAUCCUUGAAUAAUAUGAACCAUUUUUUACUAAAAAUCCGACCUUCCAGCCACCGCCGCCGGCUCACUCACAACUCAAGCCACAAUCACCAAUGCCGAUGGAUCGACGGUUACGGUCAACGGCGUGACCGCAGUCACCUCACGCACGGUCACCACCUCCAGUAAGAGCAUAUCCAAUUACAUUCGUUAAUCCCUCAUCUCAGCCUGCGUCGACCGGGUCAACCCGUCAACUGGAAGGUCGGACUGCGCUGCGAUGGCCUACCUCUGCAACGACUCCACCUACUUCAGUCUGAUGACCGUCCAGUGCCCCAGAACUUGCGGCCGUUGCAGCACCACUUCCACUUCUACUGGUAUCGAUUUGGAACUCAAGUUUCAAUGAAAUAUCAUCUUCAGGCACCUGCGUCGACCGUGUCAACCCAUCUACGGGCGUGUCAGACUGCCCAGCUCGCGCCGCUCUCUGCAACGACGCCACCUACUCGACCCUCAUGACGGUCCAAUGCCCCAGAACUUGCGGCCGAUGCAACUCGACGUCUUCCUCGACCACCCGUAGCAGCACGAGCUGCGUUGACAAGGUCAACCCGAGAACUGGAGUUUCGGACUGUGCUGCCCGUGCCGCCCUUUGCACCAACUCUGUCUACCGUACUCUCAUGACUGUGAGUGUUAUUCGGAAAUUCAGAUUCAUCAUAGUCACCCUAGAAGACCUUGUUCUUGCUUAGAAAGGAUUCUUACCGAUCUAGUUAUUCUUUCAAGUAUACUAAAAAUAACCAGGAGCUAAAAACAGCAGUGCUUCUGUGAUCCUUAACCACGUCGGCAAUCCUACUACCCUUAAAAUGUGCCUAACCUUCUGAUCCCCUUAUCAUUAAAUGCAGACCUUAAUCUACGUUACCUUCCUAAAUAUUCUUAGCUUACAAUUUCCCCAUCUUUCCAGGAGCAAUGCCCAAGAACCUGCGGAUUCUGCAGCACGACCGGCUCGACCGUCGCCGGCACUUUGAGCAGCACCAUCUCCAGCACCAGUUCGUCAUCUUUCCUCCCUUCUCAGUGAAAAUCCUUGAAUUCCAGCCUGCGUCGACCGCGUCAACGCCGCUACCGGCGUCUCGGAAUGCCCACAGAACCGCGCCCUCUGCACCCGAACCGGCUACGUCGAGUUCAUGCGCACCCAGUGCCCACUCACCUGCGGAGUCUGCUCCGGCUAA